Meloidogyne enterolobii is the source of this 236-nucleotide messenger RNA. NCBI's taxonomy places the organism in Eukaryota, Metazoa, Nematoda, Chromadorea, Rhabditida, Meloidogynidae. The record is from the annotation of a GenBank genome assembly.
UUUGCCAGUCAAUGUCAAGGCUUUUGUCUAAAGAAACAUUGGUCUUACGAUGUGAUCUUCAAUUUGAUUGGCGUCCAUUAUAUGAUUUAUAUGUCAGGGUGUUUUUCAAAAAUUUUGAUGAGGAUGCAGUCUCUGACAACUUAAAAAAAAUUCUCGAGACAACAAUUGUUGAGUGCACAAGAUUUUUUACUGAUUCAGCUACUAAGGAAAUUCUUGCUGAGGUUAUUGCUUUUUAA